This is a messenger RNA of Mus musculus (house mouse), 2264 nucleotides long. RefSeq names its product sperm flagellar 1 (gene Spef1). NCBI's taxonomy places the organism in Eukaryota, Metazoa, Chordata, Mammalia, Rodentia, Muridae. Gene Ontology annotation, molecular function: cytoskeletal protein binding. The transcript has 7 exons. Gene Ontology annotation, cellular component: motile cilium; apical plasma membrane; filopodium. The record is from RefSeq and is marked validated. Bases 138 to 842 code for a protein of 234 amino acids.
AGAAGGGAUUUGUGUCUGUGCCGAAUAGGGACCCAAACGUAUAUCUGAACGCUCGCAGUUGCGAGAGGAGGCAUUUGAAAGGUCCUGGGGCUGGCGCUGGGCUCUGUCGGGAACGUUGAGGCCUUGCUCUGGAUCCAAUGGAAAGCAGCGUGGAUGAGGAGGCUCUGCACCAGCUGUACCUCUGGGUAGACAAUAUCCCUCUGUCCAGACCCAAGAGAAACCUCUCCCGGGACUUCAGUGACGGAGUCCUGGUUGCAGAGCUUAUCAAGUUUUACUUCCCCAAGAUGGUGGAGAUGCACAAUUAUGUCCCUGCCAACUCUCUCCAGCAGAAGCUCAGCAACUGGGGUCACCUGAACAGAAAGGUGCUGAACAAGCUGAACUUCUCGGUCCCUGACGAUGUGAUGCGGAAGAUUGCGCAGUGUUCUCCGGGAGUAGUGGAGCUAGUGCUCAUUCCACUGAGGCAGCGCCUGGAGGAGCGGCAGAGGCGCCAGAAGCUGGGUGUUGGCUCCUUACAGGAGCUGGCUCCUCAGGAUAGCAGUGGCUACAUGGAUAUGGGUUUGCCCCAGAAGGUUCGAGGAGAGGGUGCCCCAGCCUUGGGAGAGCAGCUCAGAGAGGGCCGUCCGUUGGCUUCCCGACCCCCUGGGUAUAACCAGGCGCUGCAGGGUGAUCCGAGCUUCGUCCUCCAGAUCGCUGAAAAGGAGCAGGAGCUGUUGGCCUCUCAAGAGACAGUACAGGUCCUUCAGAUGAAGGUGAAGCGUCUGGAACAUCUGCUCCAACUUAAGAACGUGCGCAUCGAUGAUCUCUCCCGGCGGCUCCAGCAGGCCGAGCGCAAGCAGCGGUGAGCGGUGCCAGGGCUGCGCCGGGCUUCCCAGUACCCGCCCGAGCCCAGACGCCGCGACCCACCCACUCACCUGCCGACGCAGGGUUGGGAGGGCGGAGCGAGCUGCUCACUAGUGCCUCCUGCAGCUACGGCGCUCGGCUGCGGAGGGUUCGAGCGAACGUGGGGUUGCUCAACGCCGAGGCCGGGGACUGAUCCUCCUCCUUACACUCCAUCUGGGCCAGGAAAAAGGAUCACUUUCCACAGCCCAGAAAGCCUGUACAUCGCAUGAUCUCCCAAACCACUUUGAAGCUCCCGGCGCUGGGCCUGGAGAGGCGGUCCUCUGUCUCGUUCCACUCCUCUAGAACCGGUUCCUUUCUCAGCAUAGAAGAUAGCUUCAUCUCUAUCCUUGCUAAAUCUCCAAGGCCUCCGACACUCGAGAAAUUAUCCCGGGAAGCUGAGGAAUUCUCUUGCCCAUCCUGAGUGCUGACCGGGGACCAGUUUUAGGGCUGGAAAUCACAGCAGCUGGAGAGGAAGGGAUAAGGUGUUGAAGUAGGCGGGAGUAAGGGAGGCACCCAGCUGUGCAGUCGCUCUCCUCUCACGGAGCAUUCUAAGGAGUGCCUGGGAAGAUAGGGCAGAGUUGUCUCCAUUAAAGGUGCUGUUGUGCGUUAUUUCCUGUGCCUGCCUUCUCUUUCUGCCUGUAUGGAUCCCCAAAGGCAGUGAGUUCCUGGCUUGUCCUUUAUCCCUUUCGCCCAGCUGUCCUCUUUUAGACCCUGUGGGCCUAUUAUUACAUUGAUGAUAAUGCCAGUGGGAAGAUUUUGUGACGUGUGACAGCCUGCUUCUAGCACUGGGUGACCCCUUCCUUGUCUGUCCGUCCCCACCCCUCAGUGUCCUCUAAUCUUGUUCAAACCCAAGCUACGAUUUUCACCAAUUGUGGCCACUCAUGUCCUCAACCUUGCCCAUGGACUCUCUUAAAUUAGCUUUCUGUAUGACUCUCAACCCUGUCCACACACUGGUCUCAAUUUAUGGAUGGUUGGCUACAUGUCACUUGACAGGCCUGGCAACUCCAUUCAUAGGCAUAUUACAUGGGAGAAACUCUUGUGCCCUGAGUUCUGGGAGAUACACUGUAACAAUCAUACAGAAUUGAAGUGAUGGGCUGGAGAGAUGGCUUAGCCGUUAAGAGCAUUUGCUGUUCUUACAGAGGACACAGGUUCCAUGCCCAGCACCCACAUGACAGCUCACAACUGUUGAUCACUCCAAUUCCAGGGUCUCCAACACCCUCCUCUACCUCCAUAAACUCCAGGACUGCAUGUGGUGCACAGAGAGAUAUAUGAGCUUAAAAUAACUCUAAAAACUUUAAAAAAAAAAGAAUUAAAAGGAACUUGUAUUUGGUUAUCUAUUACUGUGUACAAAUUACCAUCAAUGUAAAGGCUUAAAGCAACACAUG